Molecule: messenger RNA, 411 nt
Organism: Symbiodinium necroappetens
Lineage: Eukaryota; Dinophyceae; Suessiales; Symbiodiniaceae
Source: the annotation of a GenBank genome assembly
GAGCUCGGCUUGUGGGUGAAUGUCGUGGAAAACACCCUUCUUGCUGUAGCUCUCUUGGGUUUGGAUUGCAUUGCGACAGAGCUGGAGAAUCCCUUUGGUGAUGAUGCAAACGAUCUAAAUAUGUAUGAUCGGGUCGCGACUCUUGAACAGGAGGUCAUGGUGUUCGUGAAACUUUGCGGGGACGAUGCCUGCUCGCAGAACUUCACUUGGCAGGCCUUCCCCACUGAGAUUCAUGAAGGGAUGCCACCGGUGACAAAGUUCUUAGCACUGCGAUCACAGGUGGAGAGCAGGGGAAAGAACUCCGACGUCGUCUGGGGUGGCGCCUGCUCCAGGGCACACAUUUACGAGGGAAUGCGCGACCUGGCCGAGGAGGAUGAGGAAGUCGAUGCCAACUUUUCGGAUGACUCCUAG